AACAUCAUUGAUGACUCACAAACUGUUGAUGUGGGCGAAAACGGCACUGCCGCCUCGUCUUUUGCCGAGGCUUCGACAUCGUUUUUCUACGGGAAUCAAACUAGUCGCACUGGAAGUAGCUCUACUGGUAGCUCUGAAUCUACUGAUGGAACAACAAGGAGGAGACCGCGUCUACGAGGGGCAGCAAGAUAUUCAACGUUUGUGUCUCUGUCGACUGGUACAGGAGCAGUUCGACCAGUUCGACCAGUGCGCCGUCCACAUGGUACUCCGCCACCUGAUGGAGUUGAAGUUGUCUCGGGCCUCCUGGAUAGUGCAGGAGAUGGAGGACAACAGGUAUCCGCGAAAACCCGACGACGACCUGGACAAUCUGUGUCAGAAGAUUUAUCAGCGGACGAGCCGAGAGAAGGAGACGCUGCACAAUCCCCAUUUAGCCCGGGAGGCAAUAGUCCUGGAGGGCCACGUAUUCGCACCAAUUAAUAAAUAUUUAUAAUCAUUAUGACAGGGAAUUGAAAUUGUUGGACCACAAGAACACAGGCCUCCGUGCCUUGGUUCGUUUCUCAGUGGAAACACAAAGUCAGAAUCUUGAAUGCAAGCAAAUCUUGAUACUCCUGCCUGAGACUUGCGAUCUCUGGCUGGUGUAAUCCCUGUUUGGUUCAUUGGGUGAGAUGAAUCAUACAUCAGCAGCGUAAGCAUGUCAGAAGGGAUCGGACUGAACGUGCAUCAUAUGACUAGGAUCAGCACAGCCGUGCCUAGUCUACGCCUUGACCAUUAUGAUUAUGCAUUGAUUGCGCAUUGAAUGUGCAUUGGAAGUAGCAUCCAUGAUCAUUGACAUUCAUGCUUUGCGAGAUCAUCCCGAUGACAGUCGAGCGCGAGGCUUUGUGUGAGCCACUGAGAACAGAACGACACGACAUCCGAGAGGCUUGAGCCAUACAUGACCAACGCCCCUCCUCAAUCGAUGCGGGUCGAAGUCCGUCUCACGUGACCGCCUCGCUGUGUGUUGAGUCACGGCAACCGCGUCUCUUGUUUAGUGUAUGUGACCUGGCUACGGUGGUUUAGAAACCAAAAUAAACCGAAUAUAUUGCGCUAUAGUAAGCUAAAUCAUCCUCAUCUGUUUCGUCAUCAGAGGAAUCGCAGUCAUCUUCUCUACUUGUAGUUAUCGGGUUAUCUACGUGGUGUAGGAUAAGUCUACGCUGGGUGGCACUGCAGGUUAGUUUCGAAAGUGGGCCUGCCUUCAUCAGGUUGGUAGGACAGAGCACGACCUUACUAGCAGCGUCGCGCACUCUUAGAUAACGUAAAGCAUAGUGUCUACUUUUAGGGCGGGUGUCUGUUGCUUUGGCUGUUGUGGUCGCAGACUGGUUGUCUAUCCACAAUGCAGCACCCAUUGUCUAAGGAGGGAGGCAAGCCGUUCUGUGUGUGUACCAACUGGGUUGGAAGAGGCUUGUAGAGGUCUGUGAAGUCAUGCACCUCACUGAGCACUAUCGUGUCAGAAGCUGCAAUAUACUCACUUUCAGCCGUUGCGUAGGCUCUAACCGUUUGUCGGUUACUCCUCCACGCUAUGGGCGUACCUUUGUAAUACAUUAUGGAGCCACUUGCGCUUCUCAUGGUUUUGAUGCAGUUGGCGAAACCAGCAUCACUGAAUAUGUUUACCUCUGGCAUGUCUCUGCCUUCUGGUAGAAGUUUCUCAUAUAUUUUGUUGAAUUCUUCUUCCUUUUCUGGUGGGUAUUCUACUCCUUUGUCUUUUGUUGACACCAGGCAUUUUAGGACUUUCUUGGCUGCUUUGGCCAUUCUUGUUGGCGUGGGUUUACUGACAUGUCUAGCCAGCGCUGCUACCGGAGCAGAGAUAUCCGGGCGCGCGGUUACAGCUACCCAUAGUAAGGCACCAACUACCUCACGAAAGGGAUACCCAUCAACUAUCUUGAUCUUGUCUUCAGGAAAAGUUGUUUCGUCAAAAUUGGGCGAGUAAACCGGUUUCCCUAGUUGAGCCUCGUACUUCUUAGCAAUUUUAUCGAUGUGCUGCUCCAUGCACAGUCUGAACGACUUAGCUUCACGGCCAUAGUACACGAUCGCACCUAAGAAGUCGAACUUUAGCCAUUCGAGACCCCAGGGGGUUAGAAUUGGCUCGACUUCAAUCGCACGGCCUGGAGCACGUGUGAAAAUGAGGCCUAGUUCGGUCUUGAGCUCAUCUAGGUCAGGACUUGUAGCAAGAUUGUCAUCUACAUAGACAGACAUCUUCAGGAACUUCCCCGGUGCUUUGCUGCUCGGUUUGCGCCACAAUCCAGGCGCAGAAGUACACGGCUCCCAACCAAGACUGGCUAGAGUCUCGUGAUACCUCUUGAACCAUGCUCGUGGUGCGUCCUUCAAGCCGUAUAGAGCUCUCUUGAGCUUCGCGAUCUCGUAUCCAUGCUGUUUCGCCCAGAUGGGUGGAAGACGGCAGUAGACAUCUCGAUCGAGUUCGGCAUUGAGGAACGCUGAAUCUAAAUCGAACGGGAUCACAUAGUCCCCCUCUGACGCAGCAGAAGUGAGGAGCAACCUAUUAGCGGCAUGUGAUACCACGGGAGCAAAGGUUUUUAGCUCUCCCGAACGAUCUAAAUUACCGAGUACGCAGGCUCUUGCCUUGUAUUUUCCACAUCUCUUUCUUCUUAGUAUGAUGGCAAUCGGUAGAGCCCGCAACGCGGUUGCUAGCUGCUCGCCAGUAGCUUCCUCCCACGUUUUAAAGGCUAGUAGUCUCGCGUGCUCAAUGUCAAUGACUUCCUUCCACUUUUCAGCUUCAGGACUCUUUAUUGCAUUGGCAACGGACAGUAUCACACGUGACUCGACGACUUCCUCAUCUUCGUCUAUCUCACACGUGCCACCGAUAGCACUUGCGAACAGCGCCAAACCCUUUCUGAGUUCUUCCAUCUGUUUCUUUGUUCUACGAAUCCUUCCUCCAGCCUUGUCCUACCUUGGCUCCUUUCGGUCGGCCACGCUUCUUGCCGUGUGUAUGGCGUUCGCCUGCCACAACACGCGCGGGAGAUAGCGCUUUCGAUCUAGUCGGACUAGGUGAGUCAGAGACUCGGUCCUUCGUUUCAACUUUCCCCUCCUCAAUUGAAGCACCUUCAGAAGAGUCAGCCACGUCGGAUUCAGCCUUCUUGUCUAAGGUUUCAGCAUAUAGUUCUUCGGGAAUGCCGGUCGGUCCACCUGAGGCGCGCUCCGUGCCAGAGGACCCCGAUUGCUGAUCCAGCCUUGGCUUUGCACUGACUGCCCAAUCAAGGGGGAGCCCAGCGACGACGCUCCACGCUGCAAGUUUUCCAGUUCAUCGCACUCAUAGUAAAAGCCCUUUCUAUCUGGCGUUAGCCAGUCUAUGUCCUUUAUUAGAUAAUCCUCUCUGAACUUGACGUCUAGGGUAGAGUAUUCCGCCCAUCGAUGUCCAAGCUUGCAACGAUCGUCAUGAGCGAAAGUAGCAACCAACCAACCAGACGACUUCGGACAGAGUCCAAGGAAGACGCCACGGCGAUAUUUGGCCGAGAGCUUGGAUUCAGGAGCGUUGGCUUGAAUUUGUUCACGAAAGUAAACAAGACAACCAAAUCGGCGGAGCAUGCCGAUUUUGCUUUUGGAAGAAUUUCUACCAGUUCUUUCUUCAAGAAUCUCUAUUGAGUUGGACUCUUUCCAUCGUGUUCUGGCAUUUUGGCGUAAUUAUGCGGAAGACGAUCCCAGCAGUCACUAGCGUACUCAACACAGUAACACCAAAGACGUCGACCACAUUUCGUUAGCAUUGUUCUCACGCUGCCAAACAAGGCCCGCAUAAAACGUUCAGCAGUCCCAUUCAUUUCCGGAUUAUAAGGAACAGCCGGACUGUCUGAGACCCGCAGCGAUUGCAUGAGUUUGGUCAUGUCAUCACUGCCGAGGACUGGUUCUCCAUCCCUCCGGAUGAACCGUGCUACCUUGUCAUCUAGCGAUAAGGAGUAGUCUUGUCGAAUGCCUUUUAUGACUUGUUCUAUUUCCUCCACACAGUCACUUGUAAGCUUCAGCGGUCGACAAAGCGCCUCUCUAAUUGCGUCACAUAUGACAACUAGAAAAAUCAUAGAUCUUACUGAAACAGGUUUUAUUCCUACAGCAAAGUCUAUUGCAAGUAGUUUGAGAGGUUCGGGCUUGUAGGUAGUCACGUCUCUAGAGUUUGCGUGGGAUUUUCGUUGUCUUUUAUGUAGGUCACAUUCUGGACAGCUAACUUGUAGACCAUCUAUGUGAAAAUGGCCACACCUCUUGUGUAGUUCUAAUCUCGUAAGAUAGCAACUAGAGGAUGCACAAGCGAAGCCGCUUUCGUGUUUGUUUUCAAAGAAACUGCAUGCGAGUGCGGGUAACUGCAGGCGUGGGUGAGCUCUGAUGGGUAGCAUCUGGCUGGUGUCCGUGUGCACGAUACAACCGCCAGUGCCUUUGAAGUUGAGCUCCCACCUUAAUUGCGAGCAGUUUCUGUCUCCUAACCGUGGCAAUAUGCGAUCUAUGUUUCCAGGUAGAGAAUCAUAGCAAGCCCCAUUCUUUAUUCCAAGUGUGUUGUUCUUGAGUUUUCCGACUUUUUCGUCCUUAGUGCCUGCGCUACCUGUUAUUCUACAAAUGUUGUUACCAAUUUCAUCGAAAUCGUCUCUGUGUCGUGAAAGAUAUCUGUUUGCACAACUAUCCACUAGCGUUGCGUCUUCUGUUGUUCUAGUAUUCAAGGUCGUGAAACUAUAUCCAUCUGUAUUGUAGCUAUCAGCAUGACUAACAACAUUUGUCGCUAUUUCAUCUUCUUCGAAAUUCAGCGAACACUUCCCAAAUUCGUACGGUUCCGUCGCUCAGCUUCGAUUGUGCGAGUUCAUGACGUUGAGCAUCUCCGCAACCUGCGACAUGUGGAUCAUGCCACUGCUAUUACCCUUUCCGCCUUUGCCUCUAGAACUACUAGAUGAGGCUCCGGUAGUCCAACUUCCCUGUCCCUGUUGAAGGGCUCGUGUGUUAUGCCAGCACUCGGAGGACUUGUGUCCGACCUUGUGGCAGCAAGCACAGCGGGGUGGAUAGGUAUUCUUAUUUCCUUUUCCUUUAUCUUUCUUCGGCUUUUGUCCGCCGUUCUUUCCUCCUUUGGGUUGGUACCCGUAGGAGUUGUAGACCUCGGCGAUUGCCUUCUUCUUUUCUUUCUGCUUGAAACGCUUGAGGGCGUUAGCGGAAGUGAAGGUCUUACCAUCUGCCUUAUUGUUUGGCCUCUGCCUCGUCAUCAUCCUCGUUCUCAUCAUCGCGAGGGCGCUUGUUCGAGGUUUCCUGAACAUUGACCGGAAACGCUUUCCCGAAGGAGUCGUUCUCAAUUUUGUAGGUUCCCUCCUCGAUCAACGUUGUGAGACGUUUCUCAAGUCGGUCUCCAAUUUGGUCAAAUGUCAGGCCAUCUUCUUCUUGCAUCCGCUCGAUAGUCGCUUUGAAGUUCUUGCAGAACAAAUCGGGCAACUUCAGCAGGAUCGCUCCGUUCUGUUGAUCAGCUUCGGGCAGAUCUGCAUCCGGCGGGAAGACGGUGGGCGAUUGGUUCAUGAUGUCGCGGAUCUUUGAGAGGAACUCCUUGACGUCUGCAGGCUGGUCGCUGUUGUGGAACUUCGUCAGUCCCUCCGACAACGGCUUGACCUUCGUGCGCUGCUCCUGGCGAUUGUUCGCGUUGAAGUUCCCUUGUUCACGAAGUAGAGCAACAACUUCACCAGCAUCCAUUUCGUCCACCGCGCCAUCGUUAUUCUGAUUGUCGACGAACGACUUGGCCGCACCUUUCAGACUUCGCAUGAUUACGUCUUUCAGGUUGCGCCACUUCUGGCGGAUCGCGUCUUCGCGACUGGUAUUACCUUGCGGUGCACCAUGUGGAACGGCCGGCACGUUGACUACAUUCGUGUAGUUCUCAAGUAAGCCUAGGCGACUAGCUUCUUGACGUACGGCUCGUUGCCACUCGCGCCAGUCGGACGUCUGUCCCAACUUCUUGGGGAUCUCCUUGGCCUCGCAGGGCGUUUUGAUGGAUUUGUUUAUUGUACUACACUACUUCCAAUUUUGUUUUACUUUUGCCGCUCAAGGGUUAGACCAGUGUUGGACCACAAGAGCACAGGCCUCCGCGCCUUGGUUCGUUUCUCAGUGGAAACACAAAGUCAGAAUCUUGAAUGCAAGCAAAUCUUGAUACUCCUGCCUGAGACUUGCGAUCUCUGGCUGGUGUAGUCCCUGUUUGGUUCAUUGGGUGAGAUGAAUCACACAUCAGCAGCAUAAGCAUGUCAGAAGGGAUCGGACUGAACAUGCAUCAUAUGACUAGGAUCAGCACAGCCGUACCUAGUCUACGCCUUGAUCAUUAUGAUUAUGCAUUGACUGUGCAUUGAAUGUGCAUUGGAAGUAGCAUUCAUGAUCAUUGACAUUCAUGUCUUGUGAGAUCAUCCCGAUGACAGUCGAGCACGAGGCUUUGCGUGAGCCACUGAGAACAGAACAACACGACAUCCGAGAGGCUUGAACCAUACAUGACCAACAGAAAUGUGUAUGAAUAUGUCCAAUCAAUCUUCUAGAGUUACAACUGCAAGCACGAACAAAAUAAUGAUCUUCAACCUCCUCCUGUGAGAAAAUUCAGUUUCAGAAGUUUGAUCUUGAUUUUCUAGGUUACCUUUCUUUUUCUACUGGUAUUGUUCUGCUUGUCGAAAAAGAAAAUUUGAGAAAUCACAUGUAGUGAUCAUCAGUCAAAUCACCAUAACCAUGAUCUUGUUCAUGUUGUUCAACAUCGUGAUUCAUAACACACCUACAGAUGCCGGAGAAGUAGAUGAAGAUGACCCUGACCUUAAUAUUAUCGACGACGACGACGACCCUGACGGUACCAGUGAUGCUUUUAACUAUCUCCCGCAGCCGGCUGCUGCUGCGGAUGAGACCCAAGACCAGCCAGCUGACCCUAGCGAAGCUGCGGUCUCCGCAGGCGCAGAGGGCAACAACGAGGGCAGCGAACAGCUAGCUGCUGCAGCGGCUGCGACUGUGAAGCCGGAUUCGGUGGCCCCGCCUCCUGCUCCAGAAGGGAACCAGGCACAGCCGUCACCUAGUGAGGACGGUGCAGCGGCGUCUGGAAUCCGCGCCAAACCUGCAGCUACUAGCAACCCCCCUGAAGGCGCGACGGAGGCUUACGGUGAAGGAGGAGCACCAGCUACGGACGCCGCUGACCCGGUGGCUGACGCAACAUCUGCAGUUGUUCCCGCUGUCGCGGCGCUUUCUGAUGGCCCGUCUCCUCCACCUGCUGUCGCUACCAGUCUGUCACAGCCUCAGGCGGUCUCUACUGCUGAACAAGGCGGGUCUGCUGGCGACCGAGCAGAUGUUGCCUCAGGCGUCACGACUUCAGGUGGUGCAUCUUCAUCUGGUGCUGUCGGACCUAGUGAUACGCUUCCUGCCCCUGGUACCAGUGAGUCACAAGUUGUCUCUGCUGAAAGGUCUGCUGACGGCGUCCAGACACCUGCUGUCGCCCCAGCCGGCGCGACCGGUGGUGCACCUCCUGCUGCUGAUGCCAACAGUGGUCGUGAUAAUGUUUUUCGUGCAGCUGCUCAUGCUGCAACUGGCACCUCUCCUGAGGUCUCUGCUGACCGUACAGUCCCAGCGCAAGAUGCGUCUGGCAGCAGCCAGGCACCAGUCGCCUCAACCGAUCCGACAAACGCUGCUGCUGUGACCACCGAUCCAAAGGGUCAGCCGAAGGCACAGCUAGAGCAACCUGGUGCCGCAACCUCUUCUCCAAAGAACCAACUUAAGGCUUCAGGAUGAUUCGAAUUGCGUAAAAUUGUAAAAAAAUUUCUUUUCUCUUUUUGUUGUAACUGUAUCAUACUUUCUGGAACAUCAAGGAACUGUAUCUAGUAUCAUAAUGUGUUUUCAGUUCCUGCUCUACUUAAGCUUGACGAGAGUCCCUCCUCUCAACCGUCCUAGGACAAGAACUGCACCACUUUUACUGAUGAAGAUCGAAGAAGAUCAAGAUUCUACUAGGAGAUGAAUACUCAAUCAUGUUAAGUACAAGAUAGUCCGAUCACUGAGGAUGACGAUGACCAUGAAAAUAUGCUUAAGCACGACGAUAUAUUGAGUAGAACAUCUUCUUCAACAUCUUCAAUGACACAUCAUUUAUGAUCUAGACCUUCUAACGCAACAUCCUCGACGACGGCAGACGAGAAGGAAGGGAAAAACAAAUCGUGUCUCUGUCUACUCGAGGUGCAGCAUGAUGACGGCAAGGAUGAAGGUUACGGCUUUCUGUUGUUGUUCAAAGUUUAAGUUGGCCUAUGCAUAUCUAAAUAGAUAUAACUCUCUGUCUAUUCUGAGCAUCAAUAUCUUGUUCAUCUACGCCUUUUGAUUCACCAAUAAGAAGAGAGUGAGACGAAGGCACACAACUUGAACUUGGCAACCUCGUCGUGAGGAGUAAAGGCGACGCUCUAAGGAAGUUGUUCCUUCUUUAUUAUUAAUGAAUAUCAAUAUGUUGUAAGUACAUCUAUGCGAGAAAUCAGAUGUAGAAACGCCAGUAGUACUUGUUGAAGUAUGCUUCUUGAAAGCUUAAGAGCCUCUUCUAAUGUGGAACAACGGAGGACCGUGAGCGCGAGGAUGGGGGUCCCCCAGGAACGGUGUCCAGCACUGAGAGCGGCGCAGACGGGGCAUGCAUCUGUCCCGACACUGAAAACUGAGCAUUUUUAAUGCCUGUGAUAAUUCAUUUUCAGAGAGGUCCUUCUUGUCCGUCCUUCGCAGGUUCCUGAGUUGGAGUAGAGGAAUCCUGAUAAGAUAGGGAUGGGCGACAUAAAAACUCACUGCACCACCUCAUGCUAGGCACAUUCCUUCAUUCAUUCAUAUGAAUUCAACUGUGCUGCGCAGCUCUAAGAAGAUAGGAGGAGGGGAGUCUAGGUGUUUACAAGAUCUGUUAUAGCGCGGAUCCUUGGAAAUGGAAACAACUAAGUAGGGGGAAGAGGGGCCCAGGGUUGGAGUAUUUGGUGAUAUUAAAAAGGGGAGGAGUAGAAGGGCUGGAAGAUAUGGAGAUAGAUAGGAUAGGAUAGGAAUAGGAUGGAUCUAACUUAGAGUUAGACAGUUACACGUUGGAAGUUGUUCUACUUGAUCUUGAGUCUAAGAAAAAAGAAAAUAAUUAUGCUAAAAGGAAACACCGAUAAGUCUGUGUCUGAUCAUGUUUGUCAUUCUCAAGUACUUAGAUGAAAUUUAUCAAAUUGCUCAUUCAACAUCAACAAAUAUCACAAAUCACAACGACGGUCACGAUAAAGUUAAAAAUGCUACUACUACGAUAAAGCUUGAAAUUAAAUUUUGAAUAUCAACAUUCACUAUUCACAACUGUUAGACAAUAACAAUCGAUGACAUUCACACAAGAACUACAUGCAAGUCGAUGAUGAUCAUAGAGUUGUAGAUAUUUGAAUGCUGAUCAAGUAAAUCAGAACAAGAACAAGGAAGUGCAAGUAACUAGAAGUACUAAGAACGAAGUAGAAUUAUAUCUAUUUUAUUUCACACCCACACGACCCACAUCAGUCACCACGAAUAGAGUUUCUCACGACGGUUAUUAAACCACCACGGUAGUGGGACUUCUCAAAAAUCUCAAUGAAGAAACAAAGGUAGAAGAUAUUAUUUUCUCUGGCCUCUCAGCACCAGCUCGAUGACCACCGCGAAAUUAAAACCCUCCCUGAAGAAACCUGUACAAAACCCAAGUCUAUCUACCGAGCAUCACCUAUAAUAGGAACACAACCCAUUGUAAAAACUUCAGCUUCACCAAGAAAGAGUCUAAAUGUCUCUGAACAAAGAAUAUCAAGAAGAUCAACAUCAGCAAGAUAGCAACAAACCCAAGACUCUAUUGAAGAACUAGAACAACAUGCAUGAAAAUAAAUUUUUGAAGGCACACAACCAUUUCCACCUUGGAU
Molecule: messenger RNA, 9869 nt
Organism: Amoebophrya sp. A25
Lineage: Eukaryota; Dinophyceae; Syndiniales; Amoebophryaceae
Source: the annotation of a GenBank genome assembly